Molecule: messenger RNA, 657 nt
Organism: Coffea eugenioides
Lineage: Eukaryota; Viridiplantae; Streptophyta; Magnoliopsida; Gentianales; Rubiaceae
Product: protein enabled homolog
Exons: 1
Coding region: 1-657 (218 amino acids)
Biological process (GO): negative regulation of abscisic acid-activated signaling pathway
Source: RefSeq, a predicted model, not a curated record
AUGGCGGAGCCACCUCCUCAUCACCUCCAUCAUCAUCAUCAUCCACACUUUCCCACUACUCCCAACAUCAUCUACGACUUCAUCACCCAACCUGCUGCAGAACCCAACCCCCAUCAUCCCCCUCCAAAACCAAAACCAAAACCAAAACCAAAACCAAAACCAAAACCCUACCCGCUCUCUUCAUCCUCCUCCACUCCUCCUCGAAUGUUCUCCUGUCUCUACUGUUCCCGCAACUUCUGCACUUCUCAAGCUUUGGGAGGCCACCAAAACGCCCACAAGCGUGAAAGAGCUGCCGCCCGCAGGACUUCCUUCGCCGCCUCCUCCUUUUCUUCCCGCAACCCUCCCCUAAUAUCGCCCAAUCCGCCUCCCCUCCCCUCCUCCUUGGACCUAAACCCCCCUUCUUCUAACUCGUCUUACGGCUGCUGCCGCCAACUCCACCGACACCCGCUUGAUCAUGCCUCUCCGCCACCAUUCCCUUCCUUCCCCGGGUUCGCCGCUCCUCCUCCGCCCCCUCUUGCUGCACCUGAACUUCAUCACAUUAUUCCUGCCGGCUCAUCCGCGUCGUGGACUACGAUAGUCGAUCUGGAGUGCUCCAACACUACUUCUUGUACUACUACUACUGCUACUAGUAACUUGGACCUUACCCUCCAUUUAUGA